Peniophora sp. CBMAI 1063 is the source of this 774-nucleotide messenger RNA. NCBI's taxonomy places the organism in Eukaryota, Fungi, Basidiomycota, Agaricomycetes, Russulales, Peniophoraceae. The record is from the annotation of a GenBank genome assembly.
AUGACCAGCAUCACAUUCUACGACUUGUCGCGUCAAGGCUCUGAGGGCCUGACGGACUCCGAACGAAACUGGAGCCCGAAUACUUUGAAGACACGCCUGGCUCUAAACAUCAAAGGCCUCUCCUACAAAACCGAGUGGCUCAAGUUCGCAGAGAUCGCGCCGAAGCUGGAGUCCCUUGGCCUGGUACCUACACAACCUGGCCCAAUCGCUUACACGCUCCCCCCAAUCAUCAACUCGUCAUCGUCAUCACCCAGGAAAAAAGUCAUAGCCGACUCCUUCGCCAUCGCGCAGUACCUCGACUCCGCCUAUCCCGCCACACAUCCACUCAUCCCGGCCGGCACGGCGGCUCUACAGCUCGCUUACAUCGAGAGGGCCGUAGAUCCUCUCAUGCGUGCAGCCUUUGCGGGACUGUGUCGACCCUCGUUCGAAAGAGGUUGUGUCGACGCUGCGGAUAGGGCGCACUACCGCUCGACGCGCGAGGCCUUGUUCGGUGGAACAAGUCUAGAGGACAUCAUGGCUAUGAUGGAUAGCACGGUCGAAGGGUCCUACAAGGCGUUCGACGAAGCGCUUGAUGGGAUGGCGCGGGAUGCGAAGGCGGCUGGAGGGCAAGAUGUGUUCAUCGGAGGAGAUGGCCCAUGGCACGUUGAUGCGGCCAUUGCGGGAGUGUUAAUGUCCGUGCUCAAGAUGUGCGGAAGUGACCACGCCUUGUCAAAGGUGAUCUUUGGGCACGAGUGGGCGUGCAGUCUGCUGGCAGCAUUCGAAAAGUGGGCGUAG